Molecule: messenger RNA, 243 nt
Organism: Rotaria sp. Silwood1
Lineage: Eukaryota; Metazoa; Rotifera; Eurotatoria; Philodinida; Philodinidae
Source: the annotation of a GenBank genome assembly
AUGACUGAUGAACAAAUGAUGGGUGCUGAAGCUGAUGAUAUUCAGUUUAUACACGCGUUAUCAGCAACUCAAGAUGGACAAACUUUUCGAGCAUUAUUAUAUGGUCAUGUAAUUCUUCUUCAACAUUAUCGUAGUCAAAUGAAUGCCUAUAUGUCAACAAGUGAACGUAGUCAAGUCAAUGCAUCAUUUCGUCAGCAAGUAUGGAGUCUUGUACCAAUAUUGAGAAGUGUAGCAUGUGUAUAA